Messenger RNA from Sceloporus undulatus (fence lizard), 3290 nucleotides. It is a transcript of the gene ASRGL1, whose product is annotated as asparaginase and isoaspartyl peptidase 1. Bases 134 to 1180 code for a protein of 348 amino acids. The transcript is spliced from 7 exons. Gene Ontology annotation, molecular function: asparaginase activity. Lineage: Eukaryota; Metazoa; Chordata; Lepidosauria; Squamata; Phrynosomatidae. The record is from RefSeq and is a predicted model, not a curated record.
AGAGGCGGCCAUUGCCCUCAAGGGGCCAGAAGGGGGCGGUGUGUCUUUCUUUCUCUGUCGGGGGCCAAAGUGCUCGCCUUAAGAUGGCAGCUCCCUUUCUCCGUUAGUUUUGGGGAGGAGUGAGGGCUAAUAGAUGCUCGCCUCUUGGCUGCCACUCGGGGUUUCACUCGCCUUCAGCCUUUUCGCUUUUGCUUUUUGGAAAGGGGAGGAAACCUCCAAGAAGGCAUUCAACAAUAUGAAGCCCGUUAUUGUGGUUCAUGGUGGAGCUGGUCGUAUCUUUAAAGAGCGAGAAAAUGGAAGUCGCUCCGGCGUCACUAGAGCAGCUCUGAAAGGUUACAAUAUCCUUAAACAAGGAGGGAGUGCAUUAGAUGCUGUUGAAGAAGCUGUGGUGGUAAUGGAAAAUGAUCCACAUUUUAAUGCAGGUUGUGGCUCUGUAUUAAAUGAGAAGGGUGAAGUAGAAAUGGAUGCCAUUAUCAUGGAUGGAAAAAAUCUGACCUCAGGAGCAGUAUCUGCAGUGAAAUGUAUAGCCAAUCCAAUCAAGCUUGCUCGACUUGUCAUGGAAAAGACAGACCACAUGCUGCUGACUGAUCAGGGAGCCCUUGCCUUUGCCAGGGCCAUGGGAGUUCCUGAGGUUCCUGGAGAGACAUUAAUCACAGAAAGGUCACUGGAGAGAUGGAAGAAAAACCUUGAGGCUGAUUCAAACCCUCAGGAGUUUCAAAAAGAUCUUGGAACAGUUGGAGCCGUUGCUAUCGACAGUGCGGGAAAUGUAGCUUGUGCAACAUCAACAGGGGGACUUACUAACAAACGGGUUGGCCGCGUUGGUGAUACAGCCUGCAUAGGAAGUGGUGGCUAUGCAGAUAAUAUUGUUGGUGCCACCUCUACCACAGGCCAUGGAGAGAGCAUUAUGAAAGUGGUUCUAGCAAGACUUAUCCUCUAUCAUAUGGAACAAGGGAAAUCACCAGAAGAUGCUGCUGAUGUGGCCCUAAAUUACAUGAAAACCAGAGUUGGAGGAUUAGGUGGGGUGAUUGUGGUCAGCAGUUCAGGAGAUUGGGCGGCGAGGUUCUCCACUAAGCAGAUGGCUUGGGCUACAGUAAAAGAUGAUCAGCUCCAGAGUGGCAUUUUCACUGGAGAGAAAAACACACAGUCAAUUAAAGAAGCCAUUAGCUCCAUGGAAUCCUAAAUACAAGAAAUGAAAGGAACAGAAGGUGACAGAAAGAAGAUUAUAGACCAAGCACCCCAGAUGUUAUUGAAUUGCAGUUCCCAUAAUGCCUCGCCAUUGGCUAUGUUGGCUAGGGCUAAUGGAAGUUGCAGGCACACUCCACAGCUCUGCUGGAAAUGUUUAUUGGGAAUUGAAGAUGUUCCCUUUGAGAAUGAAACAUACCCUUUUUAGCAAAAUCAAUAUUUUGAGGGCUCCUUCCCACAAGAUAGGCACAUUCUUGUUGCUUGUCUAUGCUUGUGGUUGUAUUAUUUCCAAAGUUCCAUUUUUGAGCUCAGUUUGCAGCAGUUGAAGUCAGUUGAGGAGAAAGGGAGGAAGUGGGAGGAAGAGAGGGAAACUGAGACAAUUAGAAGCAGCUGAAAAAGUGGGAUGAUGAGGGAUUUGUUGCAGCUAUCCUUGCAAAACCAGGACAGUUGGAAGGUAUGUUGUUGCAGAAUGAUAAACUAAAGGCUUACUCUGUAAAUUGUAACUAUGGCAGUAGCUAACUAGUUUGGUGGCUAGGAGCUAUAAUUAUAAUGAAUUACAUUGAAAAGUAAUGUCCAAGUUCUGUGCAGCAUCAGAGUUGCCAUCACUACUUUUUGUUACAGAAUAUGGUUGUAGUAGGACAUAGUUUGAAUUAUUUCAGUAAUCACUCUGAAAAUAUAAUACUGCAGAAGAGAUUUUUCUUCGAGUUUCCAAUGUUUCCACUGCACAAACUAGGAAAAAUGUCUUCCUUCCCUUUCUUUAUAAAGCAAAGUAGGUAUCUCUGAUUGUCACCAGAGAGGUUUUCAAGUUUUUCUAGGCUUUCCAUCCUCUGAUUCUUCCCCGUUCUUGCUGCUUUUUGCUUCUGUUCCAAUAUUGUAUAUAAUGGGUCUUGGAAUCAAACCCCAGUGGAUACCAAGGUCACACUAUGUAAUCCCAAGUGCUGGGAUCAAAGGUGUUUCCCUGAUGAGUUGGAGUUCCCAAACUAAGGGGAUUAGAGCCUGACAGAGACUUAGUGGGUGCAAACAAUGAUGAUCGACAACUUAAUUAGUGAUCACCCUUUCGGCCAAAUGUCUGGACAUUGUUGUUACUGCUUUAGAUUCUAUUUGAUUACGUUGCCAAUUGUCUUGCAUUAACUAAUUAUUAGUUGCUUGCUGAGGUGUAAAUGCAGUCACUGUAUGUGCUCUGCACUUCUGACCCUUUCUUGCUAGUGCUUUGCCAGAGCUUAAACCAUGUAAUGCAUUGUAGCAUGCAGCUCAUUAAGUACUUGGCUGCACUCAGACAUAAUGACCAUUGUCCAUUAUGCAUGCAUGGCAACAUAGCAAGCUAUCUGCUUAGCAACACCAACCUCACUGAACACACCACUCCAGUGUGGGGUCCUUGCUGUAUAAUUCAUUCAGCCAUCGCUGCAACAUACACACUGAAUAUAAACUAAAGUACAUUCACUACUCAUCUACCCCCUUCCCCCACCAUUAGUUGGUUGCAACAGAUCGUUUAACUUUUGCAGUUCUACGUUUAUAAUGAUAUUUGGUUGUGACUUGAAGCCUACUGCAAAUGUUAAUGCUAUUUUAAUACUGUGAAAAACCAGCCAAGCAAAAUGCAGUUUAUGGCAUAACAAUAUUUGUUCAGCUUGCAAGAAUCAUAUUUACUUCAGUGCAGCAUUUUCAGUGGAUGGAGCAAAUAAGAAAAUGUCUUGUAAUAAAUUACUCUAACUCUAACUCUGUUUUCUGAGAAAAUGGUGGGUGUGAGUGUGCACCAUGCACCAAGUUUUCAAAUCUAAGCUUUUCUCUAAAUAUGUAAAUUCCUCCCUUGCACCUUCAGGAUGACAUUUGACUGCAUGAAACAGGCAUUCAUACACAUAAAUGUUGAAUUAGCAUUUAUGAAAAGAGAGGGGGAGAGGGCAGUUGUAAAGGAGAAGCAAAUCAUGGGCUGGUAAGAAUUAUUGAAAGUGUUAUAGCAGAAUAAUCACAAUUAAAUGUUAAUUUAAUUAGUGAAAGAUUAUAGCUGUCUUGUGACUUUAACCCCCAGCCCUAGCAAUGUGAUUUUAUUACAAAAACCAUUUUGCAAGAAUGAAUUGUAACUUUGUAUGAAAUAAAGUAAAAUUGUGGCUGUU